Molecule: messenger RNA, 5319 nt
Organism: Caretta caretta (loggerhead turtle)
Lineage: Eukaryota; Metazoa; Chordata; Testudines; Cheloniidae
Gene: TRDN
Product: triadin
Biological process (GO): regulation of release of sequestered calcium ion into cytosol by sarcoplasmic reticulum; regulation of cardiac muscle cell membrane potential; heart contraction
Cellular component (GO): junctional sarcoplasmic reticulum membrane; plasma membrane; sarcoplasmic reticulum
Molecular function (GO): signaling receptor binding
Source: RefSeq, a predicted model, not a curated record
UACUUUGAACUCUAUAUUUCAUGUUGUCUGACCUACACCCGCCCGCCUGCAAAGAACUGUAAUUAUAUUAGAGAAGCUGCAGGGGCUUUAAACAGCUCUUUCCAGUUCCUUUGCUUUUUGCUGCCUUUCCCUGCUCUGCUGUCCCCUUUGGAUCUGGGAAUUUUUAUUUUUAUUUAUUGGGUGUGUGGUUCUCGUGCUGGGCUAUUUUUGUUAGAAGCUGAUACUUUAGUCUGAGCUGUAGGCAUUGCCUUGAGAAAAGCUUAGGUUGUUCUGGGGGGGCCAGGACUCUACAGAGAGACAAGUUCAGAGAGGCACCAAAAGAAGAAACAGAAUAGGAAAAGAGGAGGACCUCCUACCUUUUAUUUCUGCAUCUCCUGAUAGAGUCAGUGACCCAGAAGUAUCUAAGCUGCCAGUAUAACUUGACCUGUUUAGAAUAUCUCUUACCAUCACCGCUAUGGCUGAGAUUACAACAGAAGGACAUAUGUCAACCACCACUACAGUGAUGGACAACAAGAAUGGGUCAGUUCUUACGCCACCAGUGAAAGUGGGAAAGAAGUCAGUUACAGAGGACCUAAUGACCACAUUCAGCUCGCCAGCAGCAUGGCUUCUUGUUGUUGCUCUGAUUGUUACCUGGUCAGCAGUAGCUAUUAUCAUGUUUGACCUGGUGGAUUACAAAACCUUUGCAGGAAGCUCUGUUAACAAGCUCAGCAAGGAGCCACUGAGAAUCAUACAUCAGACCGUAGAAGAAUCCACUGAUUGGCUUUAUGGUUUUAUUUCUUUACUGUCUGACAUCGUAUCAACUGAUGAUGAUGACAGUGAUGAAGGUGAAGUGGAACCUCCAUUGAAGAAAAAAGUUGAAAUUCACCCUGCGAGCAAAAAAAGAGAAAUUCGUAAAGACAAGCCUGACAGACAAGAAAAACUUGAAAAACCAGCACCAAAAGUAAUUCACAAAGAGAAACCUGAAAAACAAGAAAAGAUUGAACGGAAGGAACAGCCAAAAGUUGCUCACAAAACCAAGCCUGAAAAACAGGAGAAAGCUGAAAAAGCACCUCCAAAAGUAAUUCAAAAAGACAAACCUGAAAGAGAGGAAAAAGUUGAAAAGAAAGCUCCUCCUAAAGAAGAGAAGAAAGCGAAGAGCACCAAAGUUGAAGAAAAAGUUAAAAAGGAAGUGAAAGAUGGAAAAGCUGAAACAAAGACAGCUGAAAAAGGCAAGCAGACAGAAGCAAAAGUAGAGGACAUUGGGUUAAUAAAGGCCAAACCGAAAGUGAAGGAGGAGAAAGCAGUGAAGGCUGAAACAAAAUCAGAAAAGAAAGAUCAAUAUGCGUUCUGUCGCUAUGUGAUUGACAUGUUUGCGCAAGGGGAUUUUUAUACAGGACAAAAGGAAACAGUGCCUCCUCAUCUACUUGUAGAACAAAAUCCAAGAAAGAAGCCUGCAGCACCAGCUGUUGAAGAAGAAAAGCCUCUUGUGAUAGCUAAGGAAGUGAAAAGAACAGAAGAGGAAAAGAGGAUAACUCAAGAGAAGAGAGCUAUUCCUGAAACUAAAAAGAAAGAAAAAGAAGAAGAAAAAAAGAAAUCCCCUGAGACGACUGUCCCUGAAAUAAAAAAAGCAGAGCCAGUAAAAGAAAAGCCUUCAUUUCCACAUUUAAAGAAAGAAGGUGAGAAAGAACCUGUCGUGUCCAAAGAACCUAAAAAGCCAGCAAAAGCUCCCACAGCCAAGCCAGUCACUAUAAAAGUAGCAGCACCAGUUUCCAAGACAGCAGCAGCAGCUAAAACAGCUGAAGAAUCACCCAAGAAGGAAAAGCUGGUGGAAACUGCCAAACCAUCGAAGAAGGAAAUACCUGUAGUACCUCUAAAAGUACCUGCAUCUGCGGAAAGUCAUAAGGUAAAAGAAACUGGACGAGCCAAAGAGGAAGUUGUUGCGGUUUCAGCAGUACCUGUAAAGAAGGAAGAAAAAACAGUGAAGGCAAUGGAGCAAGAUAAACCAAAGCCUAAAGAAACAAAACCUGUAAAAGAGAAAGAAGUGAAACCUCCAGCUGCAACAAAGGAUAAAGAGCAUGUCAAAGAAAAGAAAGUAAAGCAUCCUGCAGCUUUAAAAGAGCAUGUAAAACAAAAAGCUGUGAAGACGCCAGAAGUUCCAAAGGACAAAGAGCCUGUUAAAAGAAAAGAAGUGAAGCCUCCAGAAGCCUUAAAGGAAAAGGAGCCUACAAAAGAAAAAGAGGUGAAGCCUUCAGUUCUUGUCAAAGAAAGAGGGGCCACAAGAAAACAAGCAAUGAAGACUCCAGUUGUUGUCAAAGAAAAAGAACCUGAAGUCAAAAAAGAAGAAAAGCCAGCAAAGCCAGAACCUGAAGUCAAAAAAGAAGAAAAGCCAGCAAAACCAGUGAUUUUAGAAGCCAAAAAGGUGAAAGAUGCUAAAGUAGUCCUUCAUCCUGAUGCUGAAGGCAAAAAAGUUGAGGCCAAACUACCAAUGACAGUAGUGAAACCUCAUGAACACAAGCAUGAAUCUAUUAAACAAGAAAAAGCUGUUUCCCAUGCCAAACCAGAGGAAAAAAUCAAACAAGAAAAGACAGUUCCCACUGAAAAAUCAGUCAAGUCAAAGCCAGCAAAGCACGAAGCUGUCAGACAAGAAAAAGAAGUUCCACAAACAAAAUCAGCCAGAUCAAAAGUAACUGCAAAACCAGCAUCUGAAAUGACAGUAGCAGCCAAGAAAAAAACAGAAAAGGCUGCAAAGGAAAGAGAAGAAAAAACAGAGAAGAAACAUCCCAAAGAGGGAAAAGCCAAAGCAAUGCCAACAGUAAAAGAAAUUCUAAGACAGCACAACCUGACAACAGAGAAGAUUUCUAAAGCUGCAAAAACAGCAAAAGAAUAUGCAGAAAUAAUUUCCAUUAAAAAAGACAAAGCUCCAGUCCGCUUCUUCCAAUGUGUUUUCCUAGAUGGAUACAAUGGAUAUGGAUUACAAUUCCCCAUUACUCCAGCUCCCGGCCAUGAAAAGAGUCCUGGUCAUGCAAAGACUUCAGGGCGGAAGUCAAAGACACCAGGACAGUAGAGAGACAUGUGACCUGUGUAUUUUUGAGACUUUGCACUUUAUCCCUUCUACUGAGGUCCACAGUAACUACAGUGGUACUUGGUACUGUAGAAAUGUGAUCCAGCAGAUCUCAGGCACCUGGAAGCGUUUUUUACUCUCUGGUGCUGAGGGAAAAGCAGUGGUGGAUGAACACUGUUCAUCCAAACAAUACUAAUACUGUUCUUGAGGGAAGGCUGUGGUGUUGAAAUAGUGUUUGUCAGAUUGUGCAGUUUGUUUGUGCAUGUGCAUUUUCCUGCCUCUUCUGCUCUUCUUAUUUUUCCCCUACCUGUUCAUCACAUCUAUUUUCCAUGUAGUAAUUUUUAAAGAGCAAAAAAUAUAAAUGCAAGGCUUAUUUCAGUAAUAUUUUUUGCAAGAUGACCUGGAAUCCUAAAUCAUAUCCUGUCAAUGUUCAAUCAGAUCUCUGACAUGGAAAAAGCCUCAGUAAAUCUGAAAAAUGUGCUCCAUGACUUGUACUAUUUUUAUGUAUAAUUGACCAGUUAAGAAUGAAGCUCACAUCUUACCUUUAAGCUGCUCAGUAUACCAUAGUAAGGUUCACUAUCCAAACUGUUAAUGAUCAGUAUUUACAUUUAAGUUGAAGGCAAGCAAUAAAAACUUGCUAUAUUUUUCCCUUAUGUAUAUGUAAAAUCGUAAAACCUCACUUUCCCUCUCAUUUUGAGAUCUGGGGAAGUGAGCCAAGGUGGUGCUGGCAAAGGAGAGGUGAAGCAAGGAGGUAAACUGUGAAGAUCUCAUGAGUGGGAAGGAAAUUCUUUUACUUCCUCUGUCUCUUCUUGGACAAAGUCAUUAUCAAUUCAGCACAGACUGCAGAUAGAUCAUGCUGGCCAAUCAUUUGUUAGAAAAAGUCAGACAGGAAGCUAUAUUAUCAGACACUACUUGUGAAACAAAAUCAAAUUUUCAAGUAAAAUGCCAACAUGAUAUAAUCUUGGAGUAAUCAGCAAAAACAGGGCACGUGCAAGAAAUCUUUAUGGUUAAUUUUACUAGAUGAGCUGGAAAGCCUUAUAAGUUAAUAGCUGGGCCUCCGUCAAAGUGCACUGUAUUGUCAGUUACUUUUAGGAUGCGUGCUGCAAGUAAACAUGCCAGUCCUCAACCAUCUUGUUUAUUUCUUCUGAUAGUGUGGAUUAUCUGUUAAAGAAAAGGGAUGCCCUGGUACUUGACCUAUGUGAAGGUGUCUGAUUGUAAAUCAGUGUUGUGAUUGUCUGUACAUGUCUAGCAAUGUAAAUAAUAAUGCAUUUUUGCAAGCUGCUAUUUUUCUUCCUUACUAUAUUUAUGAAUUUAAUCUGUGAAACAUGCAGCUGUGAUCCCAGUUUCAUAGUUACCAUCUGAAAUACCAUGAAUUUUAACAUGGUAACUCAUGAAAUAGAUCUACUCACACCUGGUAACCCAUAUAUAGCUUUUUUUUUUUCAGUAUAGUGCAAGAUAACAUCACCAUAAUACCGAUGCUUAUCUCGAUAGGAAGAUUGACUUACAUGGGUUUCAGAUAACUAUGUCCCAGAAGGACUCAGGCAAUUUAUAAUGGGAUGUGGAGUUUUUUACCUCUAGGUCAUUGGGUCAGAUUGGUAAUGGCUGAAAGUUGUUACUUUCUGAUUGAUGUUCAGUGGCCUAUGUGAAAUGAAUUCUUGGUCUUAGCACACUCUGUGUUAUGCAGGUACCUGCCUCUCAAAAUCUACCGUCCCACUAGAUGUCCUUGGCAGCCGUUUAGAAACUCAACUCCCAUCUUGUGUCUGGGGGUUGUUCUUCCCAGUCAGGAAGGGGUCACACUGGGGAUGUGGGUGUAGAGUGCUCUGACUCUGCAGUAACCAGAGCUGUAAGCUUGGAACCUUCCACUAUGAACAGCCAACUCCCAUGAUUUUUUUCAGCAGGCCUUCUCCCCCGCCCCCCUGGGUCCCCAUCCCCUCAGUGUACCUUUUGUGUCUCACCACAAAUUGUGUGUAUUUCAGUGUGUCGUUACACAGGUUGCUGUCCUAUGAUUUUCCUACUAAGGCUGUCUUAAUGAAGAGAUUAUAACUUUCAGAAGGUCAGCUCAUUUAAUUCAUAGCUUUAGCCAAUUCAAAUGAUCAGCAUGACAUUUUAAUUUUUUAUAUAGUCACAAGCUGUUGGGUUUUUUAGCUUUUUUUGACACUUAAUUUCCCUUUUUGCUCAUGAUGACUUGGCUGUUUCUCCCAUUGUGAUUUAAGUUGGGAAAGUACAAUGUUUUUAAGAGCCUGUUCCUCUAGCACAGUGGUUCCCAAACUUGUUCCACC